UGAUGCUGGGAACACGACCUCGUACCACGAUUCCUCUUCCUCUGAUUGGCACGAAUGAGGAUCGUUUGGUGAUUAACGCAAAAAUCAGCCAGGUAGGUGAGAUGACUAUGCCCGAGCUGAUUGUGCGGUAUUUCAACCUCGCCUCUGGCAUUCCUCGGAGCCGAAAUUUACGUGCUUUCUACAACGAAGACAACGUACAAUGACCCUUCGAACAGUACUAUUGCUACGAACAACAUCACAGAUAAUCAUCAACAUCCCGACUCUUGGACUGAGUAUAACAACAGCCUGAUCGACAUUGCCUCAGCUUUCUCUCUAUCUGAACGAUAAAUACCUCUCACAUGUCGGUGACAACCACCAUGCCGGUCCUCAUCACCUACGCCACCUCUCGCGGCUCGACGAAAGAAGUCGCUGAGCGCAUCGCUUCAAGGCUUCACGCCGACGGCAUUGCUGUCGACUGUCGUCCAGUCGAUCGCGUCUACAGCGUCGAGAACUAUAGUGCUGUCAUCAUAGGGAGUGCAGUCCACGCCGCCAAAUGGCUACUGGACGCUCAGAGGUUUCUUGACGUUGAGGCCAUGGGACUCCAAUUAAAACCGCUUUGGGCGUUCAGUCUGGGUUCGGCUCCCGGGGGAAUGCCCGGUUGGAUACGACAGCGGGUUGCGAGGAAGGAGCAGAAAGCAAUCGAAGACGUGAUCAAGUCGAAAGUGCCGAAGGUUAGAGAGCACCGCUUGUUUGCGGGUAAGGACGACGGAUCAUCCUGGCCGAGUCCCAUUCGGGGACUGUACCGUUGUCUGGGUGGGAGGUUUGGCGAUUUUCGCGACUGGAAGGAAAUUGACAAGUGGGCGGAUACAAUCGCGAAAGAGUUGGCAACGGGAGCUUGAGCAGUCAUCACGGUCGUUAUGGAUUUAUGGGACGCAUGGUGUUGACUGCUUCAGGGUGUUGGCUUUCGAACAUCCAGCCGUGCCGGUUCUGAUGGAAGGUGUACGUCUCGAGGACCCUCAGAGGAGAGGACAUGAUCAUGCAGCCAAUGACGAAUUUCCCCUCGGACAAAAUACUGACGAGGAGCCGCGAGUCAUGGUUUUGGUUGUGGAUAUUCCGCAAGUACCUCAAAUUCCAUGUGCUGUUUUCAGUUCCGUUCCUGUCUUCAUUACCGCUAGUAUAGUCCCUGAUAGGAAGCUUGAGGUGGUCUAAAUAACGACUGAUAGGGGAGUCAAUCACAAUCCACAUGUCUAAGCUGCCCCAACGGCUGACCGAGUGCUGAUUGCCAUGUGAUUAUGUCGUGCCGCAUGUGGGCUCCGGUGUGCUUGAGUAUGUACUGUGACUGUCCAGUACAGCAGAGCAGAGCAGUGGGUAGUAGCGAGGCUGCCUCGGCUCCACAAUAGUCCAGAGCGGAAACCAACGUCCUUCAGCGUACCGAUAAUCUACCCGGUCUCCAUCUCGCGGUGCCGAAGAGAAGCUGCUGCUGCUAGCACAUAACAGUCUAUCACAGUCAGAAUCGGUUUCCUGCC
This is a messenger RNA of Exophiala xenobiotica, 1505 nucleotides long. RefSeq lists its product as uncharacterized. The record is from RefSeq and is a predicted model, not a curated record. Gene Ontology annotation, molecular function: FMN binding. Bases 339 to 878 code for a protein of 179 amino acids. NCBI's taxonomy places the organism in Eukaryota, Fungi, Ascomycota, Eurotiomycetes, Chaetothyriales, Herpotrichiellaceae. The transcript has a single exon.